UGGGUGAAGCAUUACGGCGCGCGCAUCUGGAGCUUGUCCGGUUUUUCUAUUUAAGAAAGGAAAGAAUAGUCAAUUGACAGAGAAAGAGAGAAUCAAAGACGUUCUCUCUCUGCGCACACAAGUCUGAACGCCUAUCCUAUUUCAUUGAGAUUCUGGUGAGAUACAGAGAGGAGGGGAGUUACUAUACUCGUGUACUCACAUUUUCAAUACCCACACACCUUCGUCACAUGAAAAGGAGAGGAGAGAAAGAUUGAAUUCGUCUGUCUAGAUUAUUAUUGUUAUUAUCAUUAUUUACUUUCCUCUUCCAACCCAACCCUUCCUUCCUUCAUCUUCUUCUUCUUCUUCUCUCCUUCAACUAGUUAUGGAACCCAUCAAAUCUCUCUAACCCAUUUCCUUUUUCUCUCUCCUUCUUAGUGCAACGCAUCUUACCUAUUUUUUCCCUUCUACCCAUUUCUUCAAAUGGCUUCGUUUCAUCUCUAUUUUAAGAAGAGGGGAAAAUAAAAAAGAGAGGAAGAGGGCUGGAAGAGGGAGAAUACAUUUGCGGAGAGAGCGAGGGAGACCCCUCUUCAGCUCCUUCUUCUUUUGAAAAAAAAAACAAGAAAUUUUUUUCCCUUUCGUUUUAGACACCGACCGUCGAGGGAUUGAUAAAUCUAUCGAUCUUCGUAGCCGAUCGUCAUCGUCCCGUGUUAAUCAAGUUCCGAGGAAAUUUGCUAUUUUUUAUUCGAAAAUAUUGUGACGGGAAUUAAGGACGGCGACCCUCGUUUAGGGUUUUCUCAGCGGUUUUGGUGCUUAUAAAUUCUUGAAAAAGCUGAAGCUACUGCUCUACACCCCACAAAAGGAAAAAGGUCACUGAUCUCAGGUUCACCAGGGAGGUCUUAUAUGUAUUUCACUUCUUGUGUCUGAAUAUUCAAGGGGAAAACCAAUUGGCCCUAAUGCAAGGGCAAAGAAGCACUGUUGAUAACUUCCCUGAAACUUUUGAGUUUGAUCAUGGAUCUAGUUCAAGUAAUACUGGAGUAAAUCAGCAACUUUUUUGGAAUAAUAUGAUAAAUCCGGUAGAAAGCCGGUUGCCAGAGUAUAUAUUAUCCCCUGGUGAAACAAGUAUUAUGUAUGGGAAUGCUGUUAAUCCGGAUGGACGUAGCUUGAGUGGCUGGAGUUUAGGUGAACCUAGUUCUAGUGGAAAUGCACGAAGCCAGAUGCGUGAUGAAACAAAAACAGAACAUGGAUGGUCAUCUUCCAUGAGUGCUCCUGCUGGAGUCGGUUCAAGGCUAGAAGAAAGGCGAUAUGAACCAACUAGUAUUCUUUCUCUGGAAAGUGUUAAUAUUAACCUCAAUAGCAAUCAAGAUACAAAUGGGCCUUUGCUUUUGCACCACUCCAGUUCAGAUGGUAUUGCUCAGAACAUAAACCUAAAUGCAAGUUAUAUAGGAAGCAGUAGCAAUGGUGAUCAGGCCAUGGAAGGUGAUGCUAGUCCUCAUACUUUUAAUUCUGGUGGAUCAGAUAUGGAGCAGAUUCCAUCUGGUAGUGGUUCUUCUGAUCCUCUUGGGACAGCUGCUGGUUCUGGGUAUAUUUUGGAAGAGAAUAAUGGCAGACCAGGCUGUUCAUUGGAUGGUCGACGUUUAUCCUGUAAGAGGAAGGCCCUUGAAGGAACUUCUGGACAGUCUUCCUUGGGUGGAGGUCCAAGCUGGUUCCAGCAAGCAGACAGCAGUGCAUGGCAUGCUGUUGCUGCUAACAAUAAUGGUGCUAGCAGCUCAAGUGUACCUACUCCUCUGGAAAAUUCUCCAGUUAUUAAUCCUGCAGAGCAGUCAAUUCCAAGAUUUGGAGUUGGUAUGAGGGUAACGCCUGGAGGCCAUCCUGCUUUAAGUGUAGCUGUUGGUGGUGAAAGCUCCCAGAGAAAUUUCCGUGUGAGAGUUAAUCAUGCACAACCCCAAGAUUCUGUAUCACCUAAUCCAUUGUCGACAGGGAAUGCCAUACGGCAUUCUCAAGUUUGGUCAUCCCACCAGGCAUCUAGACUGCUCCCAUUUAAUCAGUCCUUAGAGUCAAGGCUGUCAUCAUUGCAGGCUAAUAUGAAUCACCUACAGAGUCAGUCUCAUGUAAUGCACAUUCCUGGUUUGGGACAGAAUGUGCACCCAUUUCCGUGGAAUGGAUCGUCCAAUUCCAGGGUUGGUAGUUUGUCAAACUCUUCUGUCAUUGCUGGGGAGAGAAGUGCUGCAUUACGAGAAGAAUCUAACCCAAGAAGCAUGCCUAGGACCAUCUCAGAACAUCCUAUGUUCAUACCAGCAACUGAGAUGAGAACUCUAGCCCAAGAUCCAACAAGUUGGAAUUUACCCAUUGGAAAUAAUGUAAACAUUCUUGGAAAUGCUGCUUCCACAUCGCAAAUUGGAUCCAGUUCAGGUGUCCAUCCAUCUGCCCCUGCCUGGAUACCUCACCCCAACCCUCCAUCAUUACAUUCACAGAGAUUAUCAGAGUUUGUUCGUCGUUCGUUGCUUAGCUCUGAGCCUGGAGCCCAGACUAGUCCUUUCACUGCACUCCGUUCAGGCCCUUCUGGUUCCUCCCAAGAAAUGGUGCUGCCUUCUGGAGCCAGUCACCAGGGGCAUCAUCGACCACAUUCAAGGUCAGCAUUCUUGGCAGAGAGACAAGGCGAUGGUGUUCUUGGAAUUCCCUUUUCAUUGCGGACUUUGGCUGCUGCUGGUGAAGGGAGAAGCAGGCUGGUAUCUGAGAUUCGCAACGUCUUGGACCUUAUGCGUAGGGGUGAGGGCUUGAGAUUCGAGGAUGUUCUGAUCCUUGAUCAAUCAGUUUUUUAUGGGGUGGCGGACCUGCAUGACAGGCACAGAGAUAUGCGGCUUGAUGUUGAUAACAUGUCUUAUGAGGAACUACUGGCACUGGAAGAGCGGAUUGGAAAUGUCAGCACUGGUUUGAGUGAAGAAACAAUUUUAAAGUGUUUGAAGCAACACAAAUAUUUGUCAAUCUCCAUGAGAGCUCCUACAGAGGUUGAACCAUGCUGUAUUUGUCAGGAGGAAUAUGUUGAUGGGGAAGAUAUAGGGACACUGAAUUGCGGGCACGAUUUCCAUACUGGUUGCGUCAAACGAUGGCUAACGCAGAAGAAUUUGUGCCCUAUUUGUAAAAUGACAGCCCUGGACACAUAAGAGAAGACCAUUGAUUUCAGGUCUUGCUUACUUUAGAUUUGCUAAAUAGGGUGAUCCCAGAAAGUGUGUUUCUUGCCCUUGUUUUAUUAAACCCAACACCGUAGUGGAUUAAAAUAUCUUGGUUUUCUUUCUUUA
Messenger RNA from Macadamia integrifolia, 3275 nucleotides. Its product is annotated as probable E3 ubiquitin-protein ligase HIP1. Lineage: Eukaryota; Viridiplantae; Streptophyta; Magnoliopsida; Proteales; Proteaceae. Gene Ontology annotation, molecular function: ubiquitin protein ligase activity. Bases 933 to 3140 code for a protein of 735 amino acids. The transcript has 9 exons. The record is from RefSeq and is a predicted model, not a curated record.